ACUUUCUGACAGUGGCCUGCGUUAUGUGUGCACGCAUGAUAAGUUACACAUUCUCAGCGUAAAUAUGAUGUGUGUGUCCCUUUAAGGGAACUCCACUGCCUCCUUGUGGACACAACUUAUAAAACAAAAAAUCGCUUUGCAGUUUUGGGGCAGGCUUGAGUAUUUUCUCCUCGGCUUGUUUUCAUUCGGAGUGAGGGAUCGGAGUUGACAAAACAAAUGUGCGGCGUGGAGUCACGAGCGGGAGCCUCGCAGUUCAGCUGGAUGUACAGGUGAUGGACACGGAGAAGAAGAGAGAAGAGCGCAGCACACGCGGACCACACGAUCGCAUUUCACCGCUGCACUUCGCGAAUCAGUAACAUCUAAACAUUUAGGCAGACUCGUGUGUCAACAGCGGUCGAUCAGUGGCCGCAGGACAGCCAGUGUCUGUUGCUCACUUUCAGCCGCUAACGUUACUUUGCUGCGAAGUUGCUGUCGCGCGUACCUGUUUAGACGAGUUUUGAAUGCGUAAUGAGGUUUACAUCGGCGAGACCACUUGUUGAAAUCUCACGAAACUAACUCAAGUGUUGUGGACAAUCAGGAUAACUGAAUUAGCUUUAUAAGUGAUUCUUUAACAGGUCGCACGGGUGUUUGCUGUCAUUUACAGUCGGUUUGAGAGAAAUCGCUUGUAUUGUUUUGAUUAUCAUAUUGCUCAUUAGCUGGUUAGCUGUCACGGCUGACUUUACGCCGUACAUUAGCAAGCAAUAUCAAUCAAUUACGCACAUUCAGACAGUUAAAUCACUAGCUGUCAACCUUAAUUCAUAAAUAAUGGUAGGCACUUAAAUAUUUAUGCGGAAUCAUGAAAAAUGCAUAAUUAAAAUCGCUCUUGUUAGAAUCCAAAGUAUUUAGCCUGCUAGCUAGAGUCGCUACUGAACUUGUUUCGUAAAUCCAAGUGAAACAUUUCCAAGUAGAAGCUUUUCUGUUUGGUAUCGUGCAGUAUUUUAUUUCUCAUCCUGUUUCUUACGCGAUACAAAGCAAGAACUACUUUUGUGAUGCCAAGCGAAACUGAUAAUUUAGCGAUGUCCAGUUUCCUGACAAACUUUUAGCAAAUUCGGCUCAUCGCCUGUAUACAAAUAUUGACAUUAUUAAAAUAAAAGGAAUUCCCAGAUACCAUCGAUAAUUGGCGCUCAAGCGAAAUUAACUCCAUUAAGUUGUUAAUAAUACGCUUUCAUCGCAUUUUCCAGCUCAUUAAUGGUUGCAAAGCUCUUGUCAUUAAAGCGACCUCGUCAAACAUCAUUAAAGAGACUGGACUGCACUCUUCCUCGCUUUUCAGACAUGGAGGGACAACUUAAGCACGUUUAACUUCUAUAUCGAAGACAUUCAACUGUCAGUUCUCUGCGAAGAUUAUCACGAAACUCUGCGGCCCGACCAUGUCUGGAUCCCCGGGCUCGAGUGGCUCCAACCCGCGGAAGUUCAGCGAGAAGAUCGCGCUGCACAACCAGAAACAGGCGGAGGAGACGCGGGCCUUCGAGCAGCUCAUGACAGACCUCACUGUCUCAAGGGUGCAGUUCCAGAAGAUCCAGCAGCUCCGUCUGUCGCAGAAUCGGGCACAGUACUACGGUGGCUCGCUUCCCAACGUCAACCAGAUAGGCAAUGCCAGCACUGAUUUCCAGGGGACGUUUCCCUCAGGCCUGGACUCUGUUCGAGGAACCAGACACCAUGGUCUGGUGGAGAGGGUCCAUCGAGACCGCAAUCGGAUCAACUCACCGCACCGCAGGCCCAUUGACAAGCACGGACGGCAGGCUGAGAGCUCUCCGUAUGGAACGAUGUACCUUUCUCCUCCGCCUGACAACAGCUGGAGAAGGGAGCAACUGCCAUGGACCGAAGAGAAACGACCUGGAUUUAGAUUAAUAUCACAGCUUAACAGAACAAACUCUGACUCAGCUCUGCACACCAGCGCCAUGAAUCCAAACCCACAGGAUCCUUUUGGCAUGAACCAGCAGAUGGGCAGAGGACCACCUCAGCGGAACGCCAGCAUGAAUGAAGCAGAGGUGGACAGUUCUGGAGAUGUGUUCUCAUUUCCUGCUGUCCCUAAUGAGGAAAAUCUGCUUGGUGUGAAUAAGCCAAUGCCCAAACAACUAUGGGAAGCCAAAAAGGUGCAGUCUCUGUCCUCCCGGCCAAAGUCCUGUGAAGUGCCUGGAAUCAAUAUAUUCCCCUCUCCAGAGCAGAACGCGGGUCUGUCCCACUACCAGGGCACGUUAAACACUGGCGGGUCUCUUCCUGACCUCAGUAACCUGCACUUCCCCUCUCCUCUGCCCACUCCGCUGGACCCCGACGAGGCUGGGUAUCCCAAUCUGAGCGGAGGCAGCAGCACCGGCAACCUGCCCGCGGCCAUGAUGCAUCUGGGCAUCGGAAACUCACAAGGGCUGUCGUCCUCACUGAGCAACCCUUCCAUCCAAGCGUCCCUCACCAACUCUCAGCUGCACUCGUCUCUCAGUAACCCCUCACUCCACUCGUCCCUGCGCCUCUCCUCGAUGUCCAACCCUCCUCCAACGGGCAUGGCGAGUUCACCCAGAAGGCGGCCGGCCCCCAUUAGUCCCCUGACGCUCUCUCCAGGGGGAGAUCAGAGGAGAAGCCUGAGCAAACAGCUCUCGCCGACAAUGUCGCCCUCUCUGUCUCCAAUCACACAGGGGGUUGCAUUGGACACCAGCAACUUGCCAAUGGAGCCUCCUCCUCCUUACCCUCUUUACCAGCAAAGCCAGCAGCCACAGCCUCCACAGUCCCAUCAGGCCAUUCAGCAGAGCUCCCAGCAUCCAGGGGUGCAGCAGCGAGCAGCAGGUGGACAACAACAACAACAACAACAACAGCAGCAACAGCAGCACCACCAGCCUGUGUCCCCGCUGCAGAACAUCCAGCUGGACUUCAACUCCAGUGCUCACAACAGCAUGGCUGGGUUUUUUAAUGAUCCUUUUAUGGAGCAGCAGUUCUCUGGACGUCAGUCAAAAUGUUCAGCCUAUCAGCAAGAUCAGUAUAAUAUGUUGGAGAAUGUGAUGAGCUCUAUGGCGGGAGGAUUUGACCCGUCCUCCAACCUCUACUGCUCUCAGGCUGCACUCAUGGGUUUGGGUGGCAGUCAUGGCAACCUGCACGACCACUUUCAGAUGAGGCAAAACAUGCUCUACUCCAAUUGUGGAGGCGGAGGAGGAGGAGUGCCCAACAUCAUCCUUACAGAUGACUCCAAUCCCAGCCUGUCUAAGGACAUCAGCAGUGUGUUGUCUGCAGUGCCGGAGUGUUUGGACUCGGAGGGAGUUUUCCCACUUGAGGAUGAGCUGCGCAUCGAGCCGCUCAGUUUAGACGGACUAAGCAUGCUCAGUGACCCCGACAUGGUCCUGCCUGACCCCUCAGUAGAGGACAGCUUUCGCAGUGACAGACUUUAGAAAGCCACAUCAUUCACAUGUACACACAAAUACAUACAAGUCCAUGAACGUGACGACUAAAGCACAGAAACUUUAGCACUCUUGAUUUCUACUUUUUUUUCAUCCCUUUUUCUUUUUUACAUUUGACAUUUUCUUCAGCACAAAGCGCAUGCAUAAACACUACAUGGUGUAAGGUGAAUCAUCCAGGCUUGAUUCACCCAGCCGUCGUCUCUCAGUGUCCGCCAUUGCUCAGCAUUCUCCAUCUGCCUCUAGAGACGCCAUCAUCACUCAGCAGAUGUGGGAAACCAAUCUCGACGCUUCACGCACGCUUUGACCUGCAAAGACAAUGAAACAAACAAACAUUCUGCCGUGCAUCUACUCAUCGUGCCGAGUGACAAUCAGAACACCGAAGCCAUAGCAAUGCCAAACCAACGAUGACUGGUUCAGGCUGUUGCAUUGCUAACUCAAAGCCAUGCGACCCCCAAAUCUAAAUAAAUGAAUGAAUGUGCUUGUUUUACACCGUACUUUUGGAUGCUAUCAAAAGGUCACACCAGCUUUCGAUGACAUUUCGAGAGCUGCAAAAAUGAUGGGAUGCUCCUGGAAAUGAAGACGUGUUGAGGAACAGAAGGAGUCGACAGCCGGAGAAAUACCAGCCCAUAUUGAUGCACCAAAUGCUGUGAUACGAGACACCAGCAGGAUGGGUUGAUCUUUCCUUCCCCCCGCUUCUUGCCACGCCAACCGACCCUUGUUUCAGAAGAACCAGAACGCGCUCAGUCUUCUACUGAACAGACACAUCUAAAAUAACCAACAGUGUCACUGUCUGAGGUUCAGAGCAUGCGCUACCGCUAACCGCAUUAUAAUGCUGUGACCAAUCAGAGGUCGCCUUGCUGCCCGCAUGUGAAAUCUUAGUCCGUCCUUCAGGUGUGGCCAGUCUGCUUCUUCAGACGAUAAUAUUCAGUGAAUCGCGCCUCUUCUCCUGCAGUCGAGUACUAGAAAAAAAAAUGGAGGGAAGAUACUAGAUCGUGUGUAUAGAGCAUUAUUUUGCAUAUUUUUUUUGUUUUGUAUAAAAAGAAAAAAAGUUAUAAAAGAGAGCUUUGCCACAUAUAUAUAAAUAUAUAUAUAAAUAUAUGCCUCACAAUUUUUCUGUCUUGACUAGAAUGUAUUUUUGACACAGAAAAAAGGGCAAACUGUUUACAAAGAUAAAGUUUAAAAACUAUGAAUUGUGAGUAGGCGCUGAAAUUUUUAUGAUUUUGGUAUAAAUCGACAAGAUUUCAAGAAAGAAAAAAAAACGACAACCUUUGUAUCUUGCUGAUGCUGAUCCAGUCCAGAAGUUAGCGAUAAGAAGCUUUGGCUAUGCAGAACUUUAGCGCAGGACUGUCUCUGGAACACUCUAGACCAUGAAAAGGAACUGUUUUACUUGUAUAUUUACUAUAUCUUUGUGCUUAUUUCAGAUUUUAUACAGACUUCUUAUGCGGCUUCUAAUAUGUCAGUUGUAUUUGUACUUGUUCAUUUUCUCGUUGUUUUUUAACUUUUGUUGUGGAUGUCUACUUUCGUGAGCGAUUGUUUGUUGUGAUGGUAUUUUUCAUCGUUGUUCAGCAUGGGCCCUCUCUUUGCAGCUCUGAUCCUUGUGAGGGGUUUUUACAGGGGGGGGGGGGGGGGGGGGGAUUUAAAAUGUGUGUUUUGUGGACGUGGGACACAUGUAUCGUUGUUAUUGCUCAUGUUUGCACUGAUCUGAACAAAACGGAAACAAAUUCAGGUGUUUUUGUUUUAUUAUUUGCGAUGACGCAGAGAUGUUUUGUUAGGUUUCUCCGCAUGUCAUGCAUGUGAGGAUUUUGAAAUGUAUGCAGUCUGUUUUGUGAAUGACUAGAUUCAAAUGACCAAAUAUUUUGAGAUGAAGAAAAGAUGUCUAAGUAUAGCUCAGGAAUGUACUUCAUUUUCUUUUUUCACCAUAUCGUGAGUGGCUCUGUGCUGAAAUCCUGCCUCUUGACUGCCAGAUCCAAAAUUGUUCCCAGAGAAACUGUUGUGAUGAUCCGAAACACACUCUUCUUUCUGUUGUUCUCUGUGUGGCUUUCUAUUGCAGUUGGAAAUAGAAAGCAAUAGCAACGUUAUCUGUGUGCCAUGUCCACAAUUUCGUUCGUUCUUUUUUAUUUUCUCCAUUGGUGUAUGUUUAUGCAUUCAUCCAGGUCAUAUUACAGAGUUGUGGUCAAAAUGAGUAGUUUUGACUAAAAUUCUUGCCCUUUUUUUUAAGAAUUGGUCCAAGUAGGCAAGAUGAGAGGAGGAUUGAUACAAGCAGAGAUUUAAAGCAACAGUUCACCCAGAAGUGAGUGUUUUGUCAUUUACUCAGCCUUUCCUUCAUUCUUAUGUUUCAUUCAAAGACUUGUGUUGCUAAUCAGACAUUUUCCUACUAUAAAAGUCUGGUUGCCAACAAGAAUAUCAUCUUUUGUGUUCAACAAACAAGUCAUACAUUUUUCGAAACUCUUGAGGGUGAGGAAAUGCUGAGCAAAUUUUCAUGUUUGCCAUAACUAUCCCUUGAAGGUGCAGUUUUUAUUGUAGGCAUAAAAAGAUCCAGUGUCUAUAAGAGUGUAGUGAUGCAUGAAGCACUGCUCACACAGAAGUCUCUUUCAAACCAAAGUCUCUUUCUAUUGGUUCAUUAGGCCUGUAAACCAAUAGAAGUCUUUCACCAUUAUGCACGGAUUCCUAAUAAAAUAAAUGGAUUUUGCCUGCAUAAAUUUGCCUAACAGCAUAGAACCGUAUCUUUAAAAACAACUCUAUUUAUACUGUGGGUGUCCAGCCCUGUUUUUAUAGUUGAACAGAUUUUAUAAGGAGGGUUCAUCCAAAAAAUGAGAAUUCUGUCUGAUCAUUUACUCGCAUUUUACGUGUCACAAACCUGUUUGUUUCUUUAACUUUUUCAAAAACGUUGAAAACCUGUAACCAUUGACUACCAUGCAUUUGUUUUUCCUACUCUGCAUGUCAAUGGGGGCGACGCAGUAGCACAGUAGUUAGUGCUGUCACCUCACAGCAAGAAGGUCGCUGGCUCGAACCUCUGCUCAGUUGGUGUUUC
Molecule: messenger RNA, 6450 nt
Organism: Danio rerio (zebrafish)
Lineage: Eukaryota; Metazoa; Chordata; Actinopteri; Cypriniformes; Danionidae
Source: RefSeq, a predicted model, not a curated record